AUGUCUCUCUCUGUCCUCACACCUGGCUCUUCUCGACAGCUUUCCUCCUAUAGUCUUGGAGGUGGUGGAGGAGGAUCUAUCAGAUUAUCUAGUGCUGGAGGAUUUAGUGGUGGUUCCAAAUUUUCUGGAGGUUAUGGCGGGGGAGGUUAUGGUGCUGGAGGUUAUGGUGCUGGAGGUUAUGGCGGGGGAGGUUACGGUGCUGGAGAUUAUGGCGGGGGAGGUUACAGUGCUGGAGGUUAUGGCGGGGGAGGCCUGGGUGGCAGCCAGGGUGGCGGCCUGGGUGGCGGCCUGGGUGGUGGCUUGGGUGGCGGCUUUGCUGGUGGCAGCUUUGCCGGAGGCUUCGGUGCUGGCUUUGGGGGGGGAGAUGGGGGUCUCCUCACUGGUGACGAGAAGCAAACGAUGCAGAAUCUCAAUGACCGCCUUGCUAAUUACCUGGGCAAAGUGCAUGAUCUUGAAGAAGCAAAUGCAGAGCUUGAACGCAAAAUCAAGGAUUGGUAUGCAAAGUUCAGCACUCCAGAAACUGAUCGAGACUACAGCAAAUAUUUUAGAAUAAUUGAAGAUCUUCGGAAUCAAAUAUGCAGAGCCACUAUUGAAAAUGCUGGGCUCGUUUUGCAAAUUGACAAUGCUCGACUUGCUGCUGAUGAUUUCAAACUUAAGUUUGAAAACGAACUGUUCCUACAUCAGAGUGUGGAGAGCGAUAUCAAUGGCCUCCGAAGAGUCUUGGAUGAUUUAACUAUGAAUAGGUCUGACCUAGAGUUGCAGAUUGAAAGCCUGAAUGAGGAAAUGGCCUACCUCAAGAAGAACCACGAAGAGGAACUAAGGAGCUACCGAGGGGCGGCUACUGGUGAUGUCAAUGUUGAAAUGGAUGCUGCCCCAGGAGUUGACCUGACUAAGCUACUGAAUGACAUGAGAGGCCAGUAUGAAGAACUUGCAGAUAAAAAUCGUAGAGAAGCAGAAGAACAGUUCAACAAACAGGUCGGAGCCCUGAGGCAAGAGAUAUCUGCUAAUGUGGAUCUGCUGAGCUCAAGCAAGAGUGAAAUCACUGACCUAAGGCGCAACCUGCAAGCACUGGAACUGGAGCUGCAAGCCCAACUCGCCAUGAAACAAUCCCUUGAAGGCACUUUGGCAGAAACCGAACGAAAUUACUGUAAUCAGCUCGGCCAGAUACAAGGUCAGAUCAGUAGUUUCGAAGAACAGCUUCUGCAGGUUCGGUCUGAAAUGGAGAACCAAAAUGCAGAAUAUCAGCAGCUUCUAGGGAUCAAGACGCGUCUGGAGCAGGAGAUUGAGACCUAUCGCCGCCUACUGGAUGGAGAAGGAGGUGGUUUUGGGUCUGGAUUUUAUGGAACUACAAGCUAUAGUUCUGCAGCUUCAGGAAGCUCCAGCAAAGAGCCAAUGAAAACCAGAAUGGUUAAGACAAUUGUAGAGGAAGUGGUUGACGGCAGAGUAGUCUCAUCACAAGUCAAAACUGUUGAAGAAAAGCCAACUAAAUAAAGAUCAGGAGACUGCAAACAGCCCUUUCU
Hemicordylus capensis (graceful crag lizard) is the source of this 1520-nucleotide messenger RNA. Its product is annotated as keratin, type I cytoskeletal 10-like. Lineage: Eukaryota; Metazoa; Chordata; Lepidosauria; Squamata; Cordylidae. The transcript has 8 exons. The coding region runs from base 1 to 1491 and encodes 496 amino acids. The record is from RefSeq and is a predicted model, not a curated record. Gene Ontology annotation, molecular function: structural molecule activity.